Messenger RNA from Salvelinus fontinalis (brook trout), 7637 nucleotides. RefSeq names its product SLIT-ROBO Rho GTPase-activating protein 3. Lineage: Eukaryota; Metazoa; Chordata; Actinopteri; Salmoniformes; Salmonidae. Bases 565 to 3873 code for a protein of 1102 amino acids. Gene Ontology annotation, molecular function: protein binding. The record is from RefSeq and is a predicted model, not a curated record. The transcript has 22 exons. Gene Ontology annotation, biological process: signal transduction; negative regulation of cell migration. Gene Ontology annotation, cellular component: cytoplasm.
GGGAGGAGACUCGUAUGACGUUCGACUCAAUUCAUCUUUCCCAGCAGCGCAAAUUUUCAAAGCGCGCACAGCUAAUCAUAGAAUGAUCGGUGUCGACUGCGCACGCACAACAAUUCAUUUUUGGGCACUCUAGAAAACACCAACCACCGGAAUGAGUGAACGACUUGCCUACACUCCCAUCAUUUUAUGUCCAUUAUUUUAUUGCUUUGAGUAGAAUGAUUUUGCUUUUCUCCGCUGCAGUUUUUGCGUUGGAUGGCAUGCUAUCUCAAGAAAGGACGAGCCCCUCUUCUCUCACAGAAGCAUAGCAUUUCUCUGCAAGAGAGAGACAUACAAGCCCUAUGCAGGUGAGCAUUAGGCGAGCUAACUAUAGAAUGUCGCUUUGCAUUUAUUUAUUUAUUGUCUAGUGUUACUUGGAAAGUUAGGAUUUUUUUGUUUGUUACAUUGAGCAAAUCGGUUACACACAAAGAAUACGGAGAAAAACGCAGCGAGAGUCGAGAAUCAUAAGAGGACCUCUCGCGCAAGCCUCAACAUCUCACCGAGUCUCACCCUCAUACCUCAGGAAAAAUGUCAUCUCAAACUAGAGUCAAGAAGGACAAGGAGAUCAUAGGAGAAUAUGAAACGCAAGUCAAAGAGAUCCGUAACCAGCUGGUGGAGCAGUUCAAAUGCCUGGAGCAGCAGUCCGAGUCUCGUAUCCAGCUGCUGCAGGACCUGCAGGACUUCUUCCGCCGCAAGGCUGAGAUCCAGCUGGAGUACUCCCGCAGCCUGGAGAAACUGGCCGAGCGCUUCUCCAACAAGAUCCGCAGCUCCAGAGAACACCACCAGUUCAAGAAGGACCAGCACCUGCUGUCCAGUGUGAACUGCUGGUACCUGGUACUGAACCAGACCAGGAGAGAGAGCAGGGACCACGCCACCCUCAAUGACAUCUAUACCAACAACGUUAUCGUCCGCCUCGCCCAGAUCAGCGAGGACGUAAUCCGCCUCUUCAAGAAGAGUAAGGACAUUGGGAUUCAGAUGCAUGAGGAGCUGGUGAAAGUGACAAAUGAACUCUACACUGUGAUGAAGACCUACCACAUGUACCACACAGAGAGCAUCAGCGCUGAGAGCAAGCUGAAGGACGCUGAGAAGCAGGAGGAGAAGCAGUUCAGUAAGUCUGCUGAUCUCAACGUCCACCUGCUGCGCCACGAGGACCGGCCCCAGAGACGCAGCUCCGUCAGGAAGAUUGAGAAGAUGAAGGAGAAGAGGCAAGCCAAGUACUCCGAAAACAAGCUGAAGUGCACUAAAGCCCGCAACGACUAUUUGUUGAACCUGGCAGCAACGAAUGCCGUUGUGGCGAAAUACUACAUCCACGAUGUCUCUGAUAUGAUUGAUUGCUGCGACCUGGGCUACCAUGCCAGCCUGGCACGUACCUUCAGGACCUACCUGUCAGCUGAGUACAACCUGGAGACUAGUCGCCAUGAGGGCCUGGACAUCAUGGAGAACGCCGUGGACAACCUGGACUCCCGCAGCGACAAGCACAAGAUCAUGGACAUGCACAACCAGGUGUUCUGCCCUCCCAUGCGCUUCGAGUACCUGCCCCACAUGGGGGACGAGGUGUGCCAGGUGAGUGCCCAGCAGCCUGUGCAGACUGAGCUCCUAAUGCGCUACCACCAGCUGCAGUCCCGCCUGGCCACACUCAAGAUCGAGAACGAGGAGGUGAGGAAGACACUGGACGCCACCAUGCAGACCAUGCAGGACAUGCUGACUGUGGAGGACUUUGAUGUGUCUGAUGCCUUCCAGCAUAGCCGCUCCACUGAGUCCAUCAAGUCUGUGGCCUCUGAGACCUACAUGAGCAAACUGAACGUGGCCAAGAGACGGGCCAACCAGCAGGAGACAGAGGUCUUCUACUUCACUAAAUUCAAGGAGUUCCUGAACGGCAGCAACCUCAUCAUUAAACUGCAGGCCAAGCAUGACCUCCUGAAGCAGACACUGGGAGAAGGAGAAAGGGCUGAAUGUGGGACUUCGAGGCCCCCCACUCUACCCCCUAAACCACAGAAAAUGCGGAAGCCUAGGCCGCGCUCCAUCUAUAACCAUAAACUGUUUAACGGCAAUAUGGAGACCUUCAUCAAGGAUUCAGGUCAACCUAUUCCUCUUGUGGUUGAGAGCUGUAUUCGACACAUCAAUUUGUAUGGGCUCCAGCAGCAGGGCAUAUUCCGUGUGCCUGGAUCCCAGGUGGAGGUUAAUGAUAUUAAAAACUCAUUUGAGAGAGGCGAAGACCCAUUGAUUGAAGACCAGAAUGAACAUGACAUCAACUCAGUGGCAGGGGUCCUCAAGCUGUACUUCAGGGGCCUGGAGAACCCUCUGUUCCCCAAGGAACGCUUCCUGGAUCUCAUGUCUACUAUAAAACUGGAGUCUGGAGCUGAGAGAGCGCAUCACGUCCAGCAGAUUGUUGUGACUCUUCCUCGCACCGUCAUCAUCGUCAUGAGAUACCUGUUUGCUUUCCUCAAUCAUCUAUCCCAGUACAGUGAUGAGAACAUGAUGGAUCCCUAUAACCUGGCCAUCUGCUUCGGCCCCACCCUGAUGCCCAUCCCCGACGGACAGGACCCUGUAGCCAUCCAGGCGCAUGUCAAUGAGGUCAUCAAGACCAUCAUCAUCCACAACGAGGUCAUCUUUCCCAGCUACCGUGAGCUGGACGGGCCAGUCUAUGAGAAGUGCAUGACUGGAGGAGAGGAUUACUGUGACAGCCCCCACAGUGAACCAGGCACCAUCGAUGAGGCUGACAACGGGACUGAGCCACACACCAGUGAUGACGAGGUGGAGCAGAUUGAGGCCAUCGCUAAGUUUGACUAUGUGGGGCGCACCCCCCGGGAGCUAUCCUUUAAGAAGGGAGCGUCACUACUGCUGUAUCACCGCGCCUCCGAGGACUGGUGGGAGGGGCGGCACAACGGUGUGGACGGACUGAUCCCACACCAGUACAUUGUGGUGCAGGACCUGGAUGAUGCGUUCUCAGAUAAUCUCAGUCAGAAGGCGGACAGCGAGGCGAGCAGCGGACCACUGCUGGAUGACAAGGCCUCAUCCAAAAACGACGUCCCAUCACCGUGUGAACACUCCCUCGACUGCAACUUUGGAGGAGUCAUGGGGAGGGUGAGGCUACGUUCUGACGGGGCCGCCAUCCCUCAGCGCCGCAGCGGAGAGACCCACAGCCCUCCCCGGGGCACAGACACACCCCCGCGGGCCGCAGCCUGUCCCAGCAGCCCCCACAAGGUGGCAGUGAGCAGGAGUCGCUUGGAGAGCACGGAGAAGAGGCGCCUGGGCACAUUUGGCAGUGCGGGCAGCAUCAACUAUGCUGACAGGAAGGUCUACCCCGAGGGCCACCCCCUGAGGCACGUACCAGGAGCCACACGCCACAGCAGCCUGGGGGACCACAAGUCACUGGAGGCUGAUGUCCUGGCAGAGGACAUAGAGAAGACAAUGACCACGGCCCUACAUGAGCUGCGUGAGCUGGAGCGCCAAAACAUGGGCAAGCAAGCACCAGACGUGGUGCUGGAUACCCUGGACACCACCAUGAAGAAGCCUGUGAACUCGGACCCCGGCAGCCCCCUCCACACCAUCAUGAUCCGCGACCCGGACGCCGCCAUGCGCCGCAGCAGCAGCUCCACCUCUGAAAUGAUGUCCACCUUUAAGCCCGCCUUGUCGGCCCGUCUGGCCGGAGCCCAGCUGCGCCCCCCGCCCAUGAGGCCUGUCCGCCCGCCCCCCACAGGGCACCGCUCCUCCAGCUCCAGUUCCUCUGGGGUAGGAAGCCCUGCUGUCACCCCCACUGAGAAGAUCUUCCCCAACAGCCCUGCCGCGGCUAGCUCUGCAGCUAACGCAGCCGGGGACAAGUCAGGCACCAUGUAACUCUGAGGGAGACUCAGGGUUUUCAUGUUGCAACAGCUUGAGGGAGAGGAAAGGCCAUAGAAAUGCGAUGAUGUGUUGUCAAUAUGUUCUCAGAGAACAGGUGUGGAUUUUCCCUCUCCUUGUUUUGAGUUUCACUUAAUUUCUUGAAUUCAGAAAGCUCCUGGAGUGAGCCUGAGUUGCCAUAGUGAUGGCAGGUGGAGAGGCUGUAGGGGUUUGAUAGCAUAUUAACUCAACACUGAAGCUUGAUGUGAAAACGGACUUGAAGAGAAUGAAUAAAAUCACCUCAAAGUAAAAGGAAUUUUUUCGUUUUCGUUUUUACCUCAAAAUUAUGUCUGUGGCCCCGCUUUUUAGAGAUUCAUUGACUGCAAGACAUGAAGAAGUACUUGUGUAAUUUUGGCAUUGGUUUUCAUCCUGCAGUAGUUGUCCAGAUGAUGUCUGAUCCCUCGUUACUGGUGUGUAUGAGACUCUUCUCUCUGGACUGGACACUCAGUCUACCAGACUGCUUCUAAGAGACUGAAACCAAGAUGGCCAUCUGCCUUUUGGCUGUAAAUAGAGACUUACUUGAAGUUGUUAUGCCUUUUGUUUGUACUGUAGUAUAAGGGAUGUUCAACAAAGUAACAACAUGUCAACGUAUAUGAGAUAAUUGUAAGAAACUCAAAAUGUAGUUUAACUUGUAUAUAGUUAUUGAUUAGUAUGUAUUUUUUUGUGUGUGUUAAUCUUGUACAGGCCAAGACGGAACAGGCAAGUAGAUGUGAAUGGCAUUGUCAAAAAACAAACACAAAUAGUCAACCAGCAAACAACGAAAAAAUAUCAAAAGGUUUCUGCUUCCUUUGUUAUUUUCUUCCCUUUCUCACACACAUCACAGCACGGACAGUUGUGUUUAGAGUAUGUGGACAUGUGGAUGUCAUCAUACCACACAUUGUAUUUAUGAGUUAAAACUACAUUUGCGCUUCUCUACUCAAAUGGAUCCUGAUGUUCUGUCUUCUGCCCACAGCAGUUCUGCAUGCACUGUAAAUAAGGCCAAGUCAGUCUCCAGUUGAGUCUGCUUUUAUUCCAUUUGUAUUGUUGUUGAAAUGCUUUAUCAUUCCUCAUAUAAAUACUUCCAAGAUAUUAUUCAGAUUUAAGACAGUAAAAUGAGUGUAUUAUACCAUAGUUUGCCAUGGUAAGGUUUGAGCCAUCUUUUAAAAGUUUGUAAUACUGUGAGAAUACUGUUGACCAUGGCCCUUUACCACAUAGCCCCUCACUGUUCCAACAGCUCUAGAGGUCAACACAAGAGCCUGUCUUCUGCUGACACAGUAACCUGUGUGAAGUCAGUCCACAACUAGACACUAAUUUGUGUUCCUUCGACGCACCCGAUUUCAAACUAUACACACUUUGCCAUCUUUAAAGCAACCUCUUGCCUGUUCGAGUCUGAUUUAUGUAAUACUUUCUACGCGCAAAAUAUGUUACAAAGUACUGUUACAAUAUUCCUUGUGAUUUGAAAUGUGAUACCUUACCUAGACAAGUCCAGUGUUGCCUGAGAAGUGAACCGUAAGUGUUGUGAUAUAAUAACAGCAGAACAGUGGUCUUACCUCUCCUCCUCUUGGUUCUAACAUCCUCACUGUCAUGUUCCAGUGUCUCAUCCCACUUCUUGUUUUCACUCCUUUGUAGUGAGGAAAUAUAAGUGCGUACUGAAAGAAGAUGACACUGUAGGCCUAUACUGUAGCUGCCAUGUUAAAUUGUAGCUGCCCUGCAUGUUUUAUGCUGUACCAUUUGACACAAACAAUGUGACAAUUGAACAAUGACUGUUUGCGGUGCCCUUCCUCUGUAAAACGCACAAGUGACUUAAUGUUUAGGCCUUUUGCUUUCGAGGGUUGGGCUAUACCCUAGUAGUUAACCAUUUUGGAAUAUGUGAAUACCUGUUGUCACUAACAUGUAGCAGUAACAUGUGGGCAAUGGAAGUGAAUUGCCAGCCAAGGUGGAACAAAAAAUCAAGGACAGAUAUAUCAACCUGAAUCUCAUGCUGUGAUUCCAUAAUCAAUCAUAUGUAUAUUAUUCAGCCACUGUUAUGUGUGCAAAUCUUGAUUUCAUACACAUAGUUUCCUAUGAGACACAUACAUACUUUCACUGGAAAAAGCUGUCAUGAUCCCAUCCCAGACAUUUGCUUGCCAUUUGCGCUUUGUUUACCACAAACAUUGUAGUCAAUUCUGUCCCACUCCAUCUGUUGCCCCCUGCUGGGUAGAUUCUAGCCUACAGGCAGGGCACACAGAGACAAGUCAAACAACAUAAGUUAUACACUUACACCCUCUGCUGGUCUUAUAUGGUAUUGCUUUAACUAGAAGUGCUGUGAUUCUGGUCAGGUAUGAGUAAACAGAUGGCACUGUCCAUCAAUAGGAACUGUCACUGAUGACAACCAAAUCAUGUUUUUUUUUGUCCCGUUGAACUACAAGAAUUACAUAACAUUUUUGUAUUAACCACAGUUCUCAUCGGUAUAACUGAAGAGUCCAUUCAAGUUCAUUUUUCCCAAACAUACAUAAGCUGUAUUUUCAAAGAUAAAGUAAAACACAUGCUAAAUGUUGAUUUGCAAAAGUAAAAUGUAUAUAUUUGUUUAUUAGUAUUUUGUUUAUUUAUGUCUAAAAUGAGUAAGUGCCUUUUGUGCACAUCAUCAGUUUUUAAUGAACUUGUAUAUUUACCUUUUUUAACGAUAUAGUAAGUCAGUCAUGUUUGAUAUUCACUUUUUUCAUAUUUUCCCCUUCCCACACAUCAUUUCAUCUGAGGAAUAUCAAGAAAACAAGUGAUGUAAAUAUGUAGUGUACACAUUGCUAUAGAAGAAGUACUAUGACCCCUUCAGAUGUCAUACUACCAGAGCGACUGAAAUGUACUAUUUACUUGUAUGAUUGAUUGUCUAAUAUGCUCUAGUUGAUUCCUGGAGGGGUAAGCGAUUUAUAAAGAAGACUUGGACUGCUGUACAUUUACUCAUUUAUGGCAUCGUUCAGUGAAACCAUCUCUGAUUGAUAAUUUCAUCCUUUCUGUUUUCUGUCUGUGCUGUGGUUGAACCUUUACUUCUACUCAUAUACUCAUCAUCCUCCUACAAAGUGAACGCACCAUUGCAGUGUUACUCCUCUACUUGCAUGGUUUAUAAGGCACAUGGUGAACUCUCUUCUUCUAUGAGCUGUAUAGGAUGUUCUGUUCAAGGAAGUGUUUUGAUUUCUGGAAUGUAUGCUAAACCUGGGUAAUGGAUGUUGUAUGUUGGCUAAUAACAAUGCUUAUGAAGUAACAUUCAGAGACCAAACUGGCUGAGUGCCUGUGGUGGUGAGUGUGAGUUGUCGUCAUACUGUCUACCGUCUCUCUCUCUCUCUCUCACUCUCACUCUCUCUCUCAUGUCUCUCUCAUGUAUCUCUCUCUCAUGUAUCUCUGUUUCUCUCUCUCUCUCAUGUCACUCAUGUCUCUCUCUCACUCUCUCUCACUCUCACUCUCUCUCUCAUGUCUCCCUCUCUCAUGUAUCUCUCUCUCUCUCUCUCUCUCUCUCUCUCUCUGUCUCUCAUGUCUCUCUCUCACUCUCACUCUCUCUUUCAUGUCUCUCUCUCAUGUCUCUCUCUCAUGUCUCUCUCUCUCACAUGUCUCUCUCUCUCUCUCAUGUGUCUCUCCCUCUCUCUCUCUCUCUCAUGUCUCUCUGUUCAUGAGUGCUGACUGGUUAAAUCCCUUUUAAUGUAAUGUACACCAUGCCACUGUUUGGAUGUUGAGAACCGCUAUGUCCAAAUAAAAAAACGAAUGUUGCCCUCUGA